AUAAAUAAAUUAAAAUGACUACUAUAAGAAAAAAACAACAGUGGUACAAAAAAGAUACUUGGCUGCGAUGGACAUUUGAAAUCUUGUGCCUUUUAGUGCAUUCCAGUCAUUCCUCACAGAUUUUAUCAUAUCCCACAGCCCAACAGGAACACGAUCUAAUAAUAUUAGAUGCCUUGUCACGUAGAAGUGGCACGGGUUAUUAUGGCGAAAAUUCCGUUAUGGAAAUGCUAGCAAGAAUGAUCCCUCAAACCUGCCGCUAUCGUGGCCAAAAAUUUGAAUGUGGCCUUUCGAUAUCCUGUGUAUUGGGCGGUGGCAAACCUGUGGAUUUAUGUUCGGGUGGCAUGAUUUGGUCUUGUUGUGUUGACAAGGACUCCAAUGAUGAGGAAAGCAAUUCAAAUGCUGCCCAAGUUAAUAACACCAGUGACAUCAUACAUUUAUAUGACAUUUAUCCGGAUAUGGCUAAUCAUAAUAAACAUCACAGCAGUGCAAAUUACAUACAACCCCUAAAUCGUCCCCUGCAUGGCAACACUUUGGGUUCGCAUGCCACCUCAACCAGUCACUCGGCAAUAUCCAAUUAUCCCAGCAUCACAAAUAAUCAUCAAUAUCAAUUAUCGUCAUCUGCAUCGGCACACUACACCACCAAUCGUCCACAUUCCCAGCCACCGCUAAUAAAUUACAAACCUCACACCACUAGACCGGGAAGUGGUAAUGGAUUUUCGAAUGGUCCGGGUCCUUGGGAUCAUGAAACAAAUCAUUUGUCAGGAGCAGCGCCACAUACGGGCAUAACCAAUCAUUUGGAUAAUUUCUUUGAUGUACCACCAGAACCGCAGGUACAGAGACCACAGGGCUUAGACAGCAGUGCACAUAGUUUGGCGGGCAAUGAUGCCGCCUAUGCGGUGGGCAAUGUUCUGGAUUUGAAUAAUGGUGAAAUUGGCGAUGACUAUGGGGGAGGCACUACCAAGUAUCCAGAUAACUCAUAUCGUCCAGUACCGGGUUGUGGUGAAAUCUUUACACGUUCCAAUCGUAUUGUGGGCGGUCAUUCAACAGGUUUUGGUUCCCAUCCUUGGCAGGUGGCCUUGAUUAAAAGUGGUUUCCUAUCGCGCAAGCUAAGCUGUGGUGGUGCUCUUAUUUCCAAUAGAUGGGUGGUUACGGCGGCUCACUGUGUAGCCACCACUCCCAAUUCAAAUAUGAAAAUACGUCUGGGUGAAUGGGAUGUCAGGGGCCAAGAGGAACGUUUAAAUCAUGAGGAGUUUGCGAUAGAACGUAAAGAAGUACAUCCGCAUUAUAAUCCGGCCGAUUUUAAAAAUGAUGUAGCGCUGAUACGUUUAGAUCGUAAUGUGGUGUAUAAGCAGCAUAUAAUACCUGUCUGUCUGCCACCGGCCGCCACUAAAUUAGUGGGUAAAAUGGCCACUGUAGCGGGUUGGGGUAGAACGAGACAUGGACAAAGUACCGUGCCUUCUGUGUUACAGGAAGUCGAUGUAGAAGUUUUAUCCAACGAUCGCUGCCAACGUUGGUUCCGUGCUGCAGGCAGACGAGAAACAAUACAUGAUGUUUUUCUAUGUGCCGGCUACAAAGAAGGCGGUCGUGAUUCUUGUCAAGGUGAUUCUGGAGGGCCUCUUACUCUUUCACUAGAUGGCCGUAAAACUCUGAUCGGUCUAGUUUCCUGGGGCAUUGGUUGUGGUCGUGAGCAUUUGCCUGGUGUCUAUACAAAUAUUCAAAAAUUCGUUCCUUGGAUUAAUAAAGUGAUUUACAACGAAAGCACGUAGUAUCCAUUCGUUGUAACAGCUGCAACAGUUGGCCUUGGCCGUUUUUCCAACUGAAGUGAUUAAUAUCAUCAACAACUCGGGGUUGUUAGUACUUAAGUCACAAAUUCCAUUUAGACUAAAGCUAAAGAAAAAUUUUCAUUUCUAUAUAAUUUCUGAGAUUUGAGUCCUUAAUUUAAAAAGUAUUUAUUGUGUGUUUCUAUUUCUUUUCAUAAUUUUAUUGUAAAUUUAUUUAAUCUUUUUUUUGUACUGAAUUGUAUUAUUAUAGGAUUUUAAAUGUAAGAUUUUAGCUUAACAAAUUAUUUAUUUUUUUCACUACUCUAAUAAUUUUAUAUACAUAUUUUUAAAAAAUAAUUUAAACAAAAUAAGUUAAAA
Molecule: messenger RNA, 2138 nt
Organism: Calliphora vicina (urban bluebottle blowfly)
Lineage: Eukaryota; Metazoa; Arthropoda; Insecta; Diptera; Calliphoridae
Product: serine proteinase stubble
Exons: 6
Coding region: 15-1766 (583 amino acids)
Biological process (GO): proteolysis
Molecular function (GO): serine-type endopeptidase activity
Source: RefSeq, a predicted model, not a curated record